CGCCGUCCGCUACGCCAUCACGCCGCGCCGCCGUCUCCAUGGCUGCGGCGGACACCCAGAUGUACCGCAAGGAGAAGAGCAUCCAGCUGAAGAGCAGCAGCGCAGCGCUGUACAACAACCUCAGCGUGCUGCGCCCGCCCGGCCGGCAGCUCGCCUGCUUCAGCGCCGUGCACGGCCCCAGCCUGAGCGUGGUCAGCGCCGACGGGCUCGGCUUCUCCCACCGCCAGCUGCAGGCGAAGGAGGGCGGGAUGGCCAUCAGCACCUCCGUCCUCACCCAGGCCGCGUGGUGCGUCCUGCCGUCACGGGUCCUGCUGGUGCUGACCUCUCAGAAAGGGAUCCAGAUGUACGAGUCCGAUGGCUCCAUCAUGGUUUAUUGGCACGCGCUGGACGUCGCAGAACAUACUCCAGCACAAGCAGUGUUUGCUCGAGGGAUCGCUGCAGCUGGCGGACGCUUCAUCUGCGUGGGGACGUCCUCUGGGCUAGUGCUGGUGUUUGACAUCCCCCCCAAAGGGACGAACAUCACGGUGAGCGAGGUUCUGGAGCAGCACCACGAUGCCAUCACCGACAUCGCGGCAGAGUUGGGCCAGGCUCCGGAUGGGGCUGGUGACCUGGUGACCGCCGAUGACGCUGGGACUCUCUGCAUCUGGAGCACGGGAGAGGAGUUCACCCUGCUCAGCAAAAUCCCGGCCUUUGGCUGCUGCUGCGCCUCUGUGAAGCUGUGGAACGGGAUCGUGGCUGCUGGCUACGGAAAUGGGCAGAUUCGGCUGUACGAGGCAGCGACCGGCCUCCUGCGUGCCGAGGUCAACGCUCACGCUAGAUGGAUCUACGCCCUGGACGUGGCGCCGCAGACAGGAAAGCUGCUGUCGGGCGCGGAGGACUCCUUUGUUCAUGUCUGGAAGCUCAGCAGGAACCUGGACACCGACGAUGUCGAGAUCGAGCACUGCCAUGCCGAGUGUGUGACCGACACCCAGGUCUGCGGUGCCCGCUUCUGCGACCCCGAGGGAAACUCCUUCGCCGUCACCGGCUAUGACCUGAGCGAGAUCUACUGCUAUGGCCGGGCGUAGGCUGCGAGCUGCGGGGUCUGUCCAGGGCAGCACUGGGGCCACGCAAGGAGAGCUGGGCUACCCCAGCACCGUGGUGCAUCGGCACCGAGGCACCGUAAGC
Molecule: messenger RNA, 1164 nt
Organism: Harpia harpyja (harpy eagle)
Lineage: Eukaryota; Metazoa; Chordata; Aves; Accipitriformes; Accipitridae
Gene: WDR54
Product: WD repeat domain 54
Biological process (GO): cilium-dependent cell motility; cilium assembly; sperm axoneme assembly
Molecular function (GO): protein binding
Source: RefSeq, a predicted model, not a curated record